This is a messenger RNA of Hippocampus zosterae (dwarf seahorse), 3863 nucleotides long. It is a transcript of the gene pag1, whose product is annotated as phosphoprotein membrane anchor with glycosphingolipid microdomains 1. Lineage: Eukaryota; Metazoa; Chordata; Actinopteri; Syngnathiformes; Syngnathidae. The record is from RefSeq and is a predicted model, not a curated record. Bases 517 to 1779 code for a protein of 420 amino acids. Gene Ontology annotation, cellular component: plasma membrane; membrane raft. The transcript is spliced from 8 exons. Gene Ontology annotation, biological process: intracellular signal transduction; negative regulation of T cell activation.
UGUACAUCGGGCCUGGAAGGCGCUGAGCAUCUCUUUGCUUGUCAGGUUGGCGCCCUUCAUCAGCAGCCUCUCGCCAUCAACUGAGGAGGAAAACAAAAAGCAGGAGGAGCUCGUCAGGACAAUGACACAAUGGCCGGACAAAGUUAAGUCAAGACUCCAUUACCCACAAGCCUUUGGGAUAACAAUGCCCUCCUUGAUUGGCUGCUUGGCUCCCGGCUGAGGCAGCGCGCUGCUGGCGGGGCAACGGGAGAGCUCACUCGGCCAAAGCAUCGGCAACGACACCGGCGCGUUUUGCUUUUCACUUCCUCUGGUGAAAUGUACCCACUUUGAAGACAGCCAGAGACACAGCCGCAUCCCCAUUACGACAACACCCCCAUCCUACGCCGGGACGCGAGACAACGGGGGAACAUUUAACGGAGCGAUACGACGCAUUCCAACGGCGGGAAGCUUCUACGGAGAAGACCCUUGCGAGCUGGCGCCUGUCCGAUGUGCUCUCCUGUCCUGGUGUGAUGCAUCAUGGCCCCCUUGCUGAGCGGCGUGUGGUGGGGGCCUGAGGUGGCCGCAGGGGCGGGGGGCCGGGCGGCAGCCUGGGUGGUCAGCGGCGGUAGCAACGGCGCCCAGCUCGCCCUGGUGGCCGCCCUCAGCACCCUGGCCACCCUGCUUCUGGUGUCCGUCUUAUUGCUGCUGUGCACCAGUUGCCGCGGGCAGAAGAAACCAGCCAAUGGGCAUCCGACAGGAGACAGAGUGGACCUCAUGGAUGGAAUGUCGGACAAAGAAACCAUCAGCCAGGCGGCCGACAGUCCGGUGACGGACGUUUGCGUGAGCGGCUCUCACAACGGACCUUUCACCAGCGGUACAAUUUUCACAGAUACACAAGCCAGCAGUCCUCAGCCAUCGGAGGAUGUACCCUUCACUCAAUUGGAGCACAGGUCCUCCAAGUGUCCGCAGGGACGUGAGUUGCCCAGCAUCCCGCCCAGCAGCUCUGUAGUCCCGGACGGCGCCCAGCCCACAUCCGGGGACAGCACCUAUGAGGUGGUCAAAGACAUGUUGACAGCAUCCCGCGACGUCAGCGUGGAGGACUCCCUCUACGAGACGGUGAAGGAGCUCAAAGACCCCCCGAAGAAACUGGGCCUCCCCAAUGGAACCGCCGGCCCAUCUCCCGGCGACAUCCCCCCUCCUCCGCCCCUUGUCAACAGCCACGCCGGCGUCCCUGCUGGCAGCCCCGGCACGCCUGAGUACGCCUCAGUAGACCGCAACAAAAAGAGCCGCUACAGCACCGACUUGGAGGCCAGGCGGCGGUCCGAAAGCGCUCUGCCUCCCGCGCUCAAGGUCGAACCUGAGGAUAUGCCCCCGCCGCUACCGGAGAAAGUUUUGGAUGAAAAUGACAACCAGCCCACGCUCUUAAACGGACACGCCGGCCCCGAGCUGCACAACGGGAAGUCUUACAAAUACUCCAGUGUGGACAGAACAAAGGUGGAGGAUAGCGGUGUGAGCCGUGAGGACAAGGAGCACGACUACAGCAGCAUCGCCGAGCUCAAAGGUCUGUUCUCGGACGGAUCCUCCGGGGAUCUUUACGCCAGCGUGAAGGACGUCUACGCCCAGCCGGCGGGGAACACCACCCAGGAUGGCGCCGACCCGGGCUACGAGAGCAUCUGCAUCCCAAAGAACGGCAGCGGCUCAGACGAGGCGCGCAGGGAUUGCCGCGGGGGUGACGACUCGGAACCAGACUACGAGAGCGUCGGGGAGUUGGGUCUGGGUCGGGAAAUGUCUCGUCUUUGAGCGACUGGUCAUCAUCGUUAUCAUCUUGUCGCUUCGUCGGCAUGUUUUGGUACACCUGUCAUUGGUACUAAUAGCCGCCCGGUCGUAGCAAAUACCUCGCAAUGACAUAUCAAUUCACACAUGCUGCAUUUCAAAGGUGACGCGUGAAGAAUCUCGAAGGAUUUCAAAAGUUCCCGAGGCCAGUGUGGAUUUCCAGAGGACUUGAGCAAAGGUUGGCACGCCGUUCGGAUAAGAACACAAACCUGUGCCCAGGCAUUUGUUACUUUCAUAUCAAGAGCAUCUGCAUUCAUGCAUCCCAAGAUUCAAAGUCUUGAGGAGUGUCCCAAAUUAGGGGCGGCACCCUUCGCACCUCCUACCUUUGGGGUCCCGCCCUCUGCGCCAACCUUUAAAUCCACAAAAGGGGGCAGUGCCCUUCAAGAACACACCUCAGCUGUCGACUUUUGACAACGCACCCCUGAAGUUUGAGUUGGAAUUUCGAGCAGCACACUUUGCAGAGCCCCGCGCCAAAGACCCAUCCUUGAAGGCAGCCUUUCCAUCCUUAAAUUUGAGCUGUCUCGUUUCAGGGGAAGCACCCCUGAAGACCCCACUGUAGGUGCCUAUCUUCAAGGAGACACCUUUAAAUGUAAGUUCUAUCCCAAUUUAGGAGUGGUAGCCUUCAAGGGUCCACCAUGUGUGUCAACAUCCAAGGACCCACCCAACUAGCCCACCUUCACGAAUCCACCCCUAAAUUUGAGUUCCUUUACGCUUCUAGGACCCACCCUCCCCUCCAAUGUGGACCUAAAUGAAAAUUGGAGUUGCAAUUCAAGAGUGGCACUCUUUAAGAACUGAGCCAACCUUUGGAAGGCCCACCCUAAAAUCUGCCUUGAGAUCGAGGGUGGCAUUCUUCAAGGACUCACCCUGCAGACCAACCUCUGCGGACUUAUCCCUGAAUUUGGGUCCCAACCCAAUUCUUCAAUGAUAUACCCCCAAACUUUUGUUUUGUCACAAUACUGGGGCAUCCUUCCAGAACUCACUCUACACAGUAAUCUACAAGGACCUUCAUACCAACAAUUAAAUCUGAGUUGCAAUUCAGGGGUGGCAUCACUGUGAGAACCCUCCCUGCCUGCCAACCCUUUUGAGAGCUCACUCAAUUGUGCCACCACUCCCUAAAAGUAACUGUCUCGCCUUUCUAGAGAUUUCCUAGACAUCCCCGCCUGGGUCAUGAUGCUUGGUGGCCACUUGCUAGCGCUGUAGUUUAGGUCCCACAGACAUUGGGGACAACACUUCAGUAGCGUAAUAGUUGCCUUUCUCUAGUUUUUCCCGAUGAUCCCACAUGGGCCUUUUCCUAUGGAUUUGCUUCUUUACAACAACGUGCCAAUGUGAACGUGUGCCUGCCUGCCUGCCAGAAGAAAAUUCCCUUCGGAUUUUUUUUUUCCACGGUUUCUUGCGCUUUUCUAGACGGGAGAACAUUUGGUACAUGUGACCUUAACUUUAAUGACUUCAUUUUUCAGACGUUAUUCAGACGUUAAUUCUUAUCGGUUAUCGACGCGGACGAUUUGUACGGGAUUUUGCGGUACAUGAUUUCCUCUUCACUUCCUUGAUGGCAUCGAAGCACAAGGUCUGCAAUUGCGGUACGGUAUUUUUUGUUUGUUUCCUCUGCACAAUUUCAAUAUGUUAUCGCUUAAGUGUAUAGUAGCACAACAUAACUUACUACAAAGCACUAUGUUAACCCAGCUUUACCCAUGGGAAUAUCUUGCGUUUGCAUCUAUUUGUCCUUCUGUUGUUGUUGUUAUAAUUAGAAGAGCACUGAUGUAUGUGUGCAAACAGCAUCGUCCACUGGCUAGUCACUAUGUUAUGAGCUAGUAGACAAUCAGAUGUCUGGAAAAUUGGUACAUUGUGUUGGUACAUUUUAUAUUUGUGGUACGUUUAUUUAAAAAAAUAAUUUUACUUUUUAUGUGUGCUUUGUUGUGACAAUGACGUUUUGUGUAAGUAUCACGCAACCCCUGAAUGUGUUUUUUGCAGUCUAGUAUUAGACUUGUGGCUAUUCAAGUAAAAUAAAAACACAUGCAGCCUAACUGGGCUGCUGUCAUAUUCAUUCAAAAGUA